Messenger RNA from Petromyzon marinus (sea lamprey), 2645 nucleotides. RefSeq names its product neuronal acetylcholine receptor subunit alpha-10-like. Gene Ontology annotation, molecular function: acetylcholine-gated monoatomic cation-selective channel activity; transmembrane signaling receptor activity. Lineage: Eukaryota; Metazoa; Chordata; Hyperoartia; Petromyzontiformes; Petromyzontidae. Gene Ontology annotation, cellular component: postsynaptic membrane. Gene Ontology annotation, biological process: monoatomic ion transmembrane transport. The record is from RefSeq and is a predicted model, not a curated record.
CGCCGCGCGACUCGCUGAAGCUCGCCUCGAUGGAGCCGCAGCCGCCUCUCGCCGCUCUGCUCGCCACGUGCCUCCUCCUCGUGUCCGCUCUCCCGUUGGGAGCUCGCGGUGCCGAUGGGCGCUUCGCUCACGCUUUGCUCCGCGCGCUCUUUGAGAAUUACUCGAGCGCCGUGCGGCCCGUGAGCGACACCAACAGCGCGCUCAACGUGACGCUUCAGAUUACGCUCUCCCAGAUCAUCGACAUGGACGAACGCAACCAGAUCCUGGCCGCGUACCUCUGGGUGCGACAGAUGUGGAGAGAUGCCUACUUGAGCUGGGACCGGGAGCAGUACGAUGGUCUCGACACGCUGAGGAUCCCCAGCAGCCUCGUGUGGAAACCAGACAUCGUGCUCUACAACAAUGCCGACGAUGAGUUCACGCGCUCCAUGGAGACCAACGUGGUCCUGCGGCACACGGGCGACAUCACGUGGGAUCAGCCGUCCAUCACCAGGAGCUCGUGCGGCGUGGACGUCUCCUAUUUCCCGUUCGAUGCGCAGCAGUGCCACCUGACGUUCGGCUCGUGGACCUACAAUGGGCACCAGGUGGACAUCUUCCCAGGCCCAGACAACGCCGAGCUGAAGGACUUUGUCGCAAACGUCGAAUGGGAGAUCCUGGGCAUGGCUGCACGGCGCAACGUCAUCGUGUACGGAUGUUGCUCGGAGCCGUACCCCGACAUCACCUACACCAUCACACUCAAGCGACGUUCUUCAUUCUACAUCUUCAACCUCCUCCUCCCGUGCCUCAUGAUCUCCUUCCUGGCACCCUUGGGUUUCUACCUACCCGCCGACUCAGGCGAGAAGGUGUCGCUGGGUGUCACUGUGCUGCUGGCGCUCACCGUCUUCCAGCUGCUGGUGGCCGAGAGCAUGCCACCGUCUGAGAACAUGCCGCUCAUCGGCAAAUACUACAUCGCCACUAUGAGCAUGAUCACGGCCUCCACGGCGCUCACCAUCUUCGUGAUGAACAUGCACCACUGCGGGCCCGAGGCGCGGCCCGUGCCCGCGUGGGCACGCGUGCUUGUGCUGCACUACCUGGCGCGAGCCUUCUUCGUCUACGAGGUCGGGGAGAACUGCCGCACGGCGCGGCUGCGCGCCGCCACCCCGGCCACCGCCGCGACACCGCUCGACACCAAGGAGUGGGAGGACGAGGCGCCGGGACCCCUCGACGCCGCCACCACCGCCGCCGGCCGCUGCCGCCGUUGCUGCUGCUGCUGUUGCUGCGCGGGCCCGCGGGGGGGACGCGUGGCCAGGGACGUGGCCUCUAUCGCGGCGUUCGUGCGCGAGGCGCGCGCCGCGCACGAGCUGAGCAGCGAGUGGAAGAAGGUGGCCAAGGUGAUGGACCGCGUGUUCAUGUGGAUCUUCUUCCUGCUCGUCUUCUGUAUGAGCCUGCUCAUCGCUGGCAAGGCCAUGUGAGGCGGUCACAGGAACGGGGUUAGGGGCAGGGGGAGUAAUCUGGUCCAGGAUUCCUCGUCUCGAGUUCUACGCCGCAAUCACGAUGCCCAGGCAAUGUGCCACGGAAAUGGCGACGUGGUGAUUUGCAUCACGGUGGACGUCACAGAUGCUGUGACGUAAUUCGAAAAAGAGUAGGCCAUGUGUGCCGGCAUCAUCGUGAAAUUUACCAAUAUUGCUAAAUUAUUUUAAAAUAAAACUUAAUUGGAAUAACAGCGAGCAACUGCUUUACCUUGUACCACACAGACAGCUGUCAUCAAGGGUCCCCUAUGCCAAUGCUUCGCAACCGGUAUGCUGCAGAACAAUCCCAGAUGUGCCACGGUAUUUAGAAUUGAUCGGCAGGCACAGACAAUGAAACAAACACUACAGACAUGAACGUAAAACAAUGAAACGGAGGCACGUUGAAAUUAAAAAAAUUAAGACAGUUAAAUUAUCCAUAAGAGGUUUCUUUUUUUGGAUCUACCCUAAAAAACACUCUAUUAUGGAUGAUAUUGGUCGCGAAAGCCUACGUGUUAAACAUUUUAAUUAAACAAUUAUCAGACACAUAGACACAGAUCUAUACAAUUAGACAGACACACAGCCACUGAAAUGAAACCGUGAAUAGACGGCCAUCCUAACAACCACCAAUUAAACAAAGACACACACGCGCACAGACUGACAGACACACACACACUGAACACACGACUCCACUCCGCGAGUUGUCUGAGCUGGGUGCCCCCCCCCCCCAGACCCCCCACCCCGGGUGCGAGAUUAAACCCGGGAGUCGCGUGUCUGGGAACAUGCGGUGAUCGAGGGGAGAUCCACACACACAUGACGCGACAUUCCACAUUUCCAUGACGGCACAAAGUCCGUCCGAAGCGGCGUGUCACUUGAGAAAGAAACGUCCGCACACACACACACACCAUCAUUAUCAGCUGUAAUCAAUCCACUGAUGGAUACAGGGCCCACAGUGGUGCGUUUGUUGGUUCGGCGUUCCACAACGAGAAAUCAGUCUUGACGGUGAGCGUGAGUGGCGGGGAGUGAACAAGGUUUAGAAGCAAUGCCCUAGGCUACACAAAGAAGAGAGCUGGGACAUUGGAAUGAUCGAGAUGAGAUGCGAUGUAACGCGCCUUGAGACGCUGGGUCAUUUUAAGCGAGCGCCCAAUAAAUGCAAAUCAUUUC